AUACAUUGAGGUUUGUAUAAUUUUUGUAUGAAUGAAAAGAUCAUUUCACCUCAUAUUUUCAGUUUCGACUCGCUGGAAGAAGGUUCCAAUAAAUCGCCAUGGUUUGGACUUAUUCAAAAUCUUUCCUACGAUGCUUUGGAAAAGCUGAAGAGAAUCUUCAAUGAACAUGAUGAAAGCUCGGAAGAAGUGGGUCUCAAUAAACUAGAGUUUCUGAAUGCCAUCUGCUCUAUUUUUGGUAACGAGAGAUAUUCAUUGCAAAGCAAUAUUUUGUUUGACGAUGUUGUAGUAGGAGAAAGAUCUACUAUAACGUGGAACGACCUACUCGAUUUUCUCAUAGAAAACCUUUCUCCCAAAUCCGAACAACCAGUUAAUCUUCUUGUGAAUAGGAUAGAAUGUCUUCCUCACAUGAAUCGAGAAACCAUCGUGAAAAUUGUUCUGAUCGAAACAGAGAGGUAUUUUUGCUACGCUAUUAUAUCCAAACACGGACGAAUAGGUUUAUACGACGGCAAUUUGAAUUUUCUCACUUCGUACCAAGCCAUAAUGACGAGAGAAGAUAUAAGUCGAUCAGAAGAUGAAAGGAGAAGAAGAAAUCGUUGGAUUACCGAUGCUAUUUUCUGUGUGGAUGUCCAGAUGAUGAUUGUAACCAACUCAGCUAGGACUAUUAUGAUCUAUGAAGCUUCUGGUCUGAAUCAUAUUCCGUUUUGGCUCAUCAUAAGUACUCCGGAAAUAAUUGAG
This is a messenger RNA of Leptinotarsa decemlineata (Colorado potato beetle), 735 nucleotides long. Its product is annotated as cilia- and flagella-associated protein 337. The record is from RefSeq and is a predicted model, not a curated record. Gene Ontology annotation, molecular function: protein binding. NCBI's taxonomy places the organism in Eukaryota, Metazoa, Arthropoda, Insecta, Coleoptera, Chrysomelidae.